Molecule: messenger RNA, 1809 nt
Organism: Rotaria socialis
Lineage: Eukaryota; Metazoa; Rotifera; Eurotatoria; Philodinida; Philodinidae
Source: the annotation of a GenBank genome assembly
AUGUCGAUUAUUUAUUUACUUGUGUUUUUUAUCAUAUGUGGCGGUAGUAAUAAAUUUCUUACCUUUGUUCACACAUCUGAAGAUGAAAAUCGGCUGAUACAUUAUUUAUUUUCCGAACAAGGCUAUAAUCCACUUGUACGACCAACGAAAACUUCGAAUGAAACUGUUGUUAUAGCAUUUGGUCUUUUAUUAGUACAAUUGAUUCAUGUCUAUGAAAAAGAACAAAUUAUGAAAACAAACACAUGGUUACAUAUGAAAUGGUAUGAUUCAGAACUGCGUUGGAAUCCGGAUAGAUAUGGAGGUAUCUAUCAAAUAAGUGUGCCUUUUACAAAUGUUUGGACACCAGAUGUUGUUUUAUUCAAUAAUGCAGAUGGCAAUUAUGAAGUACCAUUUAAAUCAAAAGUAAUUAUUGUUUAUACAGGUGAACUUCAAUGGGUUCCACCAGCUAUCUAUAAAUCUUCAUGUCGUAUUGAUGUCAAAUUUUUUCCAUUCGAUACUCAAGAAUGUGAAAUGCGUUUUGCAUCAUGGACAUAUAAUGCUCGAGAAGUAACAUUCACUCAUUAUCCUGAAGAACAAGAUACAGAAUAUGAAAUAAAUAAACUAUUAGUACAACAAGCAAUCAGUAGCACUACCGAUGAAAAAUCCAAAGAUGAUUAUCUUGAAAGUGGAACAUGGGAUGUUAUCGGUAUUCCAAGUAAAUUUGUUCAUUAUCGUUCAAAUGCAUCAAGUGUAUCCCCUGAUUAUAUUGAAAUCGUAUUUUUAAUUAAAAUGAGUCGUAAAACAUUAUAUUAUACAGUCAAUUUAAUUGUUCCAACAGGUUUAAUGGGCAUUCUUAUAUGCAUUGUAUUUUGUUUACCAACGGCAGCAGGCGAAAAAAUGACAUUAUGUAUGUCAAUACUUUUAGCAUUAAAUCUUUUUCAACUUCUUGUGACAAAAAUUUUACCACCAACAUCAGCUGUUGUUCCAUUAAUAGCUAAAUAUUUACUUUUUACAUUUACACUCAACGUUCUUGUUAUUGUGAAUACAGUAAUUAUCACAAAUUUCUAUUAUCGAACACCAAUGACACAUACAAUGCCUGCGUGGUUGCGACGUAUCUUUUUGCACAUACUUCCACGUUUAUUAUGGAUGGAAUCGCCGAUACUGCAAGAGAAACGCAGAGAAAAUAAAAUCUCAUUACAUAUUCAUAAGAUUGAACAAUCUCUUGUUCUUGAAAAUCCUAUUCACACAAUUAGUGAAACGAUUAAUAGAAGGCAAAAGAGGAAAACAAAACAUGAAGACAAGAAUCAUCCAGUACGUAGUGAAUCGACUACCUCAUUUGCUGCCUACGUCAAUGAUAAACGUCGAACAUCAACCAUUCUCAUGCAACCCAAUACACAUGCGAAACAUCACCGUCGUCACCGUCAGCAUCAUCAACAACAGUAUCAAAAAGAAAGACAAAAGAUUCUUCUCGAGGAAAACCAUCCACUUAUUGCAGUUCAUUCCAAUCAAGAUUCUAAUGCGAAUUAUCAUCGACUGCAAAUUCAACAUAUGCGACGAGAACUAACUCAAGCUCUUCAUAAUAUUCGUUAUAUAGCUGCACAUUGUUCACACGAAUCAUUUAUUGAAUCGAUACGUGACGAAUGGAAAUUUAUUGCAACUGUUAUGGAUCGUCUUCAAUUUAUUAUCUUUUUAUCAGUGACAAUACUUGGAUCGUUAGCUUUACUUUUUCAAGUACCUGAUCUAUUCAAAUUCACUUCAAAUGAUUCUGAAAAACUUGUGCGUUUUUCAAAUCCUAAUAUGACUGUUCAUGAAUUGAUUAAAAAAACUUGA